ACACCUUCGGACUGUUAUUCUAAACAAAGUAGUGGAAUCGUCAAACGUGUGGGCAGUACCACUCUCAUCUCUUGUUAGAUUUUCCAAAAUGGAGGCAACUCAAAUUAAAGCCCCUGGGGAUAUUCUGACCCUUCAGAGGGACGCGAAAUUGCUUAAAAUGUUGUUCUCCGUGGGCAUUGCUGUCCUACCAGGGUUUGGGGCUGGCAUGGCCGUGGCUAUUACGGCCCCAGCCCUAACUCAUUUCAAGGACCCUUCAACAAGUCCUUUGGACCCCCCAAUGACAGAAGAACAAGGCUCGUGGUUCGUAAGCUUGGUUCUUGUCUUCAUUGUGAUUGGAAGCUUGACAAGUGGAUAUCUCUCUGAGCGAAUCGGUCGCAAGUACACCCUCAUUCUGGCAGUUCUCACCUUGAUCCUGGGUUGGGUCACCUUAUACAUUGCCGCAACUUUGCCACUUGUGGUCAUCAGCCGGUGUAUUAGUGGGUCAGGCUUCGGAAUAGCAAUGCCAUCCGCCUACAUGCUUCUGAGUGAAGUGUCAUUACUCCGAUUGCGUGGUGCAUUGGGCGUCUGCAACAUUCUCAUAGGGAACGUGGCCUUUCUUCUGUCCCUAAUCUUGGCAGCACUUCUGCCUUUCAACUGGAUUGUCCCCCUAUCGGCAAUUCCUUGUUUCAUAUUUUUGCUCUUGGUAUACUUUCUGCCGGAAAGCCCCUUGUGGUUGGUGAAACAGAAUCGGGUCAAGGAGGCUGAAACCAUCCUGACUUGGCUCAGAGGUGAAGACUAUCCGAUUUUGCAAGAGGUGGAGGAACUGGUUCACGAAGUCACCCAAGAGGCGGAUGAUAUCACUUGGCAAGAGAAGCUCCAGUUCUUGAGAACUAAGCAAGUCAUCAAGCCCAUGUUAAUCAUGUUUGCCAUGUUCACUAUGGAGGCAUCCUGCGGAGCGGAUUUGAUCACGUUCUACUCUUUGGACAUCAUUGAUAAGGCUAAACUUACACUUGAUGCCUACCUUUUAUCGACCUUGAUCAAGGCCGGAUUUUUAGUGGGCAACAUCAUAUCAACGCCUUUCAUGUCCAAAGUGGGACGACGACCUCAAUUUAUUCUUUCGACUGUCCUUGUGGCUUUAUGCACUUACACCAUUGCUGUGUGCAUGUAUGUGGAUGGUACCGAAUCGACCUACUAUACGGUAGUCCAAAUCCUUGCUCCCGUGGCAUCCAUUCUAUCCACUGUAUGUUACUCUUUUGGACUAGGACCCGUCUUAUUUGCUCUCGUUGGAGAAGUCUAUCCUUCCCGUGUUAAAGGCUUUUGUUGCUCAUUAACACUGUCCUUCAGAUAUCUGAUGGUGGGUGUCAACAUGAAGUUCUUUCCCACCAUGUACAUCCUUAUUGGCUUACAAGGAGUGUUCCUCUUCUGCGGAACCAUGAGUGUCCUCAAUGUUGUCUUUGGGUUCUUCUUUAUGCCUGAAACGCAAGGCUUGUCCUUGACAGAAUUGUCCAAACUCUUUGGAGAGCCGUUGGCACCAAAGAUUAAAGAGGGAAAGGUAGAUGAUGCCUUCAUCAAGGCUAGCCAACAAACCAUCUCGACUAUAUUGAGUAUUGCCCUGAUCUUCACCAUGACUGGCACACUGAGCAGUGGCAUCUUAGCCGAUCGCUUUGGCCGAAAGAGGACCCUGAUCCUAAGCACGUCGAUCAUAUUGCUGGGAUGGGUCCUACUCUACUUGUCCGAGGACUUCUACUUACUAUUGGUCAGCCGAUGCAUUGGAGGGUUGGGCUGCGGGAUCACGAUGCCAUCAGGAUAUAUGCUCUUGAGCGAGAUUGCCUUGCUUCGAUUGCGAGGCGUUUUGGGAGUGUGCAACACCCUGAUUGGAAACGUGGCAUUCCUCACCUCCUUGGUUUUGGCGGCUCUUUGCCCAUUUUCCUGGCUCAUCCCACUGUCUUCCAUCCCUUGCCUUGCCUUUCUUUGCCUAGUGUGGUUCAUGCCCGAGAGUCCCUUGUGGUACGUCAAAAGGGGACGGGUUGAAGAGGCUGAAACCACUUUGGGACUACUUCGAGGGGACAACUAUCCAAUCCUGGCGGAGAUGAAGGAUCUUCUCUUUGUGGCCUCUCAACAAACGGGCUCGGUUUCGUGUGGGCAAAAGAUCCAAUAUUUGACCUCCAGACAAGUCAUUCGUCCUUUGUCAAUCAUGUGCACACUCUUCACUUUCCAGGCCUUGUGUGGAGCUGAUUUGAUCACUUAUUACUCAUUGGACAUCAUUCAUAAGGCUCAAUUGGCUAUCAACCCGUAUUUACUUUCGUGCUUGGUCCAAGGUGGUUUCACUUUGGGCUACAUGGUUUCCACCCCAUUCCUCUCCAAAAUUGGCCGUCGGAAGCAAUUCAUUUUCUCUAGUCUGUUGACCUCGUUCUCAAUGACCAGCCUGGGCUUGUGCAUUUUUGUGGAUACUUCGAACUCUCCGUAUUUUGCCACGGUGGUUCAAGUGAUCGCUCCGUGUUCUGCCAUUUGCAGUGGGCUGUUCUAUUCGUUGGGUUUGGGCCCAGUAUUGUUUGCAUUGUUGGGGGAGAUCUUUCCGGUGCGGGUGAAGGGCAUGUGCUGCUCCUUGACCCUGUCCUUCAGAUACUGUGCCGCCUUCAUUUCCUUGAAAACCUUCCCCACCAUAUUUGCCCAUCUAGGCCUCCAAGGCGUGUUCUGGAUUUGCAGCCUGGUCACCCUAAUGGCGUGCGUCUUUGCCCAGUUUUUCAUGCCCGAAACCCGCGGUCUUACCCUCACCGAAAUCGGUAAUCUCUUCAACGACCCGACCUUAUUGGGCGUUCAAUUUGAAAAAGAGGACGAGGCAGAACCCACGAAAGAGGACAAAGGCGUCGAAGUGUGAGAAACACUUUUCAAGUGGGCGACUUCCAUGAAGUCCUCGAAAUUAUGAAUUGUCAGCAUUAGCAUAAAUUGAUCUGAAAUAAACGAACACAACCCAUAGAUAUGAAAA
This is a messenger RNA of Tigriopus californicus, 2965 nucleotides long. RefSeq lists its product as uncharacterized. The record is from RefSeq and is a predicted model, not a curated record. Lineage: Eukaryota; Metazoa; Arthropoda; Copepoda; Harpacticoida; Harpacticidae. Bases 89 to 2857 code for a protein of 922 amino acids. Gene Ontology annotation, molecular function: transmembrane transporter activity. Gene Ontology annotation, cellular component: membrane. Gene Ontology annotation, biological process: transmembrane transport. The transcript has 10 exons.